Molecule: messenger RNA, 1579 nt
Organism: Toxotes jaculatrix (banded archerfish)
Lineage: Eukaryota; Metazoa; Chordata; Actinopteri; Toxotidae
Gene: sh2d7
Product: SH2 domain containing 7
Exons: 6
Coding region: 32-1399 (455 amino acids)
Cellular component (GO): cytoplasm
Source: RefSeq, a predicted model, not a curated record
UGUUCUGUCAGCUCCUGACGAACGUGUGAGGAUGGAGAAGAAGUUAGGUGUUGACCUGCAGACGGAGACAUCAGAGGGAGGCCUGAAGGAGCUGGUGCUGAGGUGGUUCACUGAGACACAGGCAGCGAUCAUCCUCAACAAUGGAAACUUCCCAAACUGGUUUCAAGGCUUUGCUGCGAGAAAGGACGCGGAAGAUCUACUGAGAGAUAAAGCUCUGGGCUGUUUUCUCAUUCGCCUCAGCGAUAAAGCCAUUGGCUACAUCCUGUCCUACAAGGGCCACGACAGGUGCCGCCAUUUUGUCAUCACCCAGAACCAAGAUGGGCAGUUUGUCAUAUCAGGAGACUGUCAGACCUACGACAGUCUCACCGAGCUGAUAGAGCACUUCAGGGUCAGCCCCAUCCAGCCCUUUGGAGAAUACCUGACCUCCAGCUGUCACGAGGAAAACGCAGGUGAACUGUAUGACGUGGUGAAUUGCAAAUCCAAUGGGAAGUCUGGGGUGAGUGUCCAAGCUCUGCGGACUCUGUGGGACCAGAAAAAAGAUCAUCACAGCGACCCUGGCAACAAUCAAAGGCUUCGGCAGGAAAAUGACCCUCCAGCAGUUCAGCCGCCCGCGCUGCCACCUAAAUCCAAAAGCAGGAAACUGACGGGAACGGUGUCUGUAGACGCAAUGUCCCUCUCACAGGGUGUACCUCCAGUACCAAAAAGAGGAAUUCCUCUGGGCUUCUCCCUGAGCGGAUCUUUGCCUGAGUCAUCAUCAUAUUCCAGUGAAACCCAGACUGACUCAAACAGAUCAGAGAGACUGCAAGGAAACACAGCCCCAGUGCUAAAGACAGACAGAGACUCGUUUAACAGCACUGACACAAGCUACCCUGAAAAUCUUUGUCCAGCAGGUACCACAUACUCUGAGCUGACACAGGUGGAGAGCAGGAGUAAAUCUCUGCCACAACUGGACAACAACAACAUGGAGGAGGAGGAGUACUCUAAUCGGCUCAGUAGUCCCUCCUUCACAACAUCUUACUCACCCACUCCCCUGAAGAGGGUCACCUGUCACACCUACUCCCUCCACGGUCCCGGGGCUCAGAGGCCGAGCAUCUCCAGGUCCGAGCAGCAGAGCGAUGAUCUGGAAAUGCUGAGAUCCAACCCCUUGUACCAGACCUCUGAGGUGCCUGGAGGGAGUUCAGCUCAGCAGGGAGAUGGUAUGUACGCUGAGGUCCCCCAGAGGCCAACGCCUGCUGGUUUACCGGAUGACACCUACGAGCAGAUCCCCGGGGAGGCCAACGCGGUCCAAGGCAACACUUAUGAGUCGCUGGAUGACAUGAAGACCAAGAAGUCCAAAUCCACCUGGGGGAAAAAUAAUAUGAAAUGGAAGAAAUUCCUCCCUGAUUACAAGAAGAAAUAAAUGUCACAAAGGACUCAGCAUGUUUCAUAUUUAGUUUCAUUAAGACAGAAAUGAAAUGAGUAUUAAAAAUAUAAACUUUUAUCAUAGUAUUUUAUUAAGUAUGAAUGUGUAGAAUUCAUGUGUCUAUAAAUUCAGCAGCAGUUGUCAUUUUAGUAUAUUCUGGUCAUUUCCCUCACAUGU